Molecule: messenger RNA, 8044 nt
Organism: Grus americana (Whooping crane)
Lineage: Eukaryota; Metazoa; Chordata; Aves; Gruiformes; Gruidae
Gene: VANGL1
Product: VANGL planar cell polarity protein 1
Exons: 8
Coding region: 318-1898 (526 amino acids)
Biological process (GO): multicellular organism development
Cellular component (GO): plasma membrane
Source: RefSeq, a predicted model, not a curated record
ACAGGAAGCGGAAAGCGGCGGCAGCAGCGACGGCGGCUGCCGCCGGGGGAAGGCGGUGGGGCACGGCACGGCGGCGGGUCGGUGCCGGGAGCGGCAUGGGGCGGCCGCGGAAGGGAGGUCGAUUGUGAGGAGCCGAGCACCCUCCCUCCCCUCUGGAUUCCUUGUAAGUGAAGCUCGGUCGCUCUCUGAGGACCAGACCUCACUGAUGACUGGGAAGCAAAGAGUACCCAGGAAAGCACUUUUACCACGGACUCCACCUCAGGAGCACCAGGAACUCAUCUUCUAAGUAAAAUCUGUGCCCCUUCUGUGCAGAUCCAAUGUCUGCUGCAAUGGAUACAGAAUCGACAUAUUCGGGAUACUCCCACUACUCAGGUCACUCCAAAAAAACCCACAGACAAGGGAGUCGGGACAGGCACAAAUCGCCGCGAAGCAAAGAUGGCAGUCGGUCUGAGAAGUCUGUCACUAUCCAGACACCUCCUGCAGAGCCGCUGCUUGGGAACGAUGCCUCUCGGGCGGAGGAGGGCCAGGAUGACAAUUGGGGUGAGACCACGACAGCAAUCACAGGCACCUCUGAGCACAGUAUUUCCCAGGAGGACAUUGCCCGGAUCAGUAAGGAUCUGGAGGACAGUGUUGGGUUGGACUGCAAACGUUACCUGGGCUUAACAGUGGCAGCUGUUCUCGGACUCCUCGUCUUCCUUACCCCCAUCGCCUUCAUUCUGUUACCCCAGAUCCUGUGGCGGGAUGAUCUGGAGCCAUGUGGUACUGUCUGUGAGGGACUGUUCAUCUCUGUGGCAUUUAAACUCCUCAUUCUUCUGAUCGGGACCUGGGCUCUGUUUUUCCGUCAGCCUAAAGCAGAUAUACCAAGGGUGUUUGUGUUUCGGGCCCUUCUGUUGGUCCUCAUAUUCCUGUUUGUGUUUUCCUACUGGCUCUUUUACGGCGUUCGCAUCUUGGACUCUAAGGACACCAACUACCAAGGAAUAGUGCAGUACGCAGUGUCUCUGGUGGAUGCUCUGCUCUUCAUUCACUACCUGGCCAUUGUGCUGCUGGAGCUACGGCAGCUGCAGCCCAUGUUCACUGUCAAGGUAGUUCGGUCAACGGACGGAGAGUCACGAUACUACAGCUUGGGGCACCUGAGCAUCCAGCGAGCUGCACUGGUGGUUCUGGAAAAUUACUACAAAGAUUUCACAGUCUACAACCCAGCCUUGUUAACAGCCUCCAAAUCCCGUGCAGCCAAGCACAUGGCUGGCCUGAAAGUCUACAAUGUUGAUGGCCCAGGUAACAAUGCCUCAGGGCAGUCCCGUGCCAUGAUUGCAGCCGCGGCCCGUCGCAGGGACUCCAGUCACAACGAGCUCUACUACGAAGAGGCUGACCACGAGCGCCGAGUGAAAAAACGCCGUGCGAGACUUGUGGUUGCAGUAGAGGAGGCUUUCACUCACAUCAAACGCCUCCAGGCAGAGGAACAGCAGAAAGCUCCAGGAGAGAUGAUGGACCCCCGAGAAGCAGCCCAGGCAAUCUUCCCCUCCAUGGCAAGAGCUCUGCAGAAGUACCUUCGCACCACCCGCCAGCAACAGUACCACAGCAUGGAGAGCAUCUUGCAACACUUGUCCUUCUGCAUCACCAAUAACAUGACACCAAAGGCAUUCCUGGAGCGUUACCUCAACCCGGGCCCAACCCUACAGUACGACAGGGAUCGCUGGUUCUCCAAGCAGUGGACGCUUGUCAGUGAGGAAGCGGUCACAAGCGGGUUACAAGAUGGCGUUGUUUUUGUCCUCAAGUGCUUGGACUUCAGCCUUGUUGUUAAUGUGAAGAAAAUCCCCUUCAUCAAACUCUCGGAAGAGUUCAUAGACCCUAAAUCUCAUAAAUUUGUCCUCCGCUUACAGUCUGAAACUUCAGUCUAAGGGAUUUUGAGGGUGGGUUGUUUGGGGAUUAUUUUUUUUUUCAAUAUUGUGCUUUUGGGUUUAAUUUCCCCAACGCUGACUGAAACUGGCAGAUGAUGGACCAGUAAUAUUUGACCAUCUGCACUUUAUUUGGAAAGGGGAGGGGGGAGUUGGGAUAUCUUAUCUAGAAAGAAAUAUCUUAAGAGGCAACAGGGUGACUUGGCUCGGUUAGCUCAGCCUUGGAGACAGAACAGAUUUUUUUUCUUUCCCUCCCCUCUUCCAGGCAUACUGUAAAUUUCACGCGCUCUCUUUCUCCGCACAAUUGUAAAGUUGGUAUUUUUGUUGGAGUGCUACACCAUGCGUGUGCCUGUGCUUUUGUGUGUCUGCUUUUGCUACCUGUAGCUGUUUCUGAGAGCGAGUUGCUCACCUCGCCACUAUAGAAACCUGUUUGCGCAGGGGGAUUUGCAGUCCCCGUUCACUCGGGGAGGAGAGGGUAUCAAAGGGUGGGUGCGAGAGGGCUACUUCUGUGAGCCACCUAAUCUGGAGACUGAAGAGUUUUACUUUUCCUCCUCUCCAUGUGCCCUCUUCUGUCAGUGCUGGACCCGUACGAGCAUAGUAGGAUGGUUUUGGUCUCUCUGUCUCUGAAGUUGCUUGUCUUGAACUGGAUCAGCCCAUCUUGUAGCUCUUCAAUUUUUUUAUUUUUUACCAGUGCUUGUUAGUGAAACUGUUCUGCGUGGCACAGCUCACUGUUAUCUCUCACCUGCUUCCCUCUCCCCUGCUUGCCUGCAUCUGUCUCGGGCACUCCCACGGCUCCGUGUUUCUGUCCCUUUCUGUCUGGCUUUCCGAAUGCAUUUCUCCAGCCACGGUCCCCUCGGGGUCUGCCUUACCAACACUUCCUUUUGCACCUGCAAGGGCUGCGUAUUUGCACUGGGACGGGGCAAGUAAGUAGCUGGCUCCUCCUCAGAUAAAUCAUGGACCCUUCUUAUGUCUGACAGCCCCUUUGAGGGGAAGGGGGGUGCAGGCAGGAAUGUGCUCCUCCCUCUCCAGCCAGCUUCCAAGUGCAUUUAGAGGAAAUAUGGGCAAAAGCACUUCCCUCUUUGAGGAGAGGAGCCAGGGAAGGGCUGACCUCUGCCACGUGCACUGGCUUUGGAGAACUGCUGUGCUCUGGAAACACUGCAGUGUGUCCUUCCCCACCGUACGCCUUCAGCUAUAGCUAAGAAAUACCAAACUAUGUCUGAAUGUUGAAAAUCUGCCUGCCUUUCUUGGCCUUUCUGUACUGCAGGAGUUCCUGCUUGAUGCCGGGAUCAGCUCCCGCAAGAGAUGCGUAGCUCUUAAAUUGCAGUUUGGUUUGUAAAGCUGCCUUUCCCCAUCAGUGCAGCUCUUGUGUGUGACUUUUGUUGUCUGGAGAUUUGCGGAGUUUUGAAAGGUUUGCUUUUAACGAUGAGCCUAAACCAGUGUCUGAGGCCUGAUUGCCAGCACAGGGCAUCGCGUGACUCUGGAGCCAGCUCCAAGGCUGGCAGUGACCUGCCUUCAAUCAGGUCCCUCAGAGACACCCCCCCCACCUCCCUGCUCUGUGGUGGUGGAUUUGUGUGUGUGAAUGCAAACGCUCGAUUCAUUCUGCCCAGUCUUCUGCCAUGCAAAUAUCUCGUCAGGCGGGAGCUGACUUGCACUCCGUACGGAUGUCUUAACACAGAGGGCCCCAGUUCAGCAGGGUACGUACGCCAGUGCCUUUCACUGCCAGGGUGCGUCGUCUUCUGAGGGGGCCUGUGACAGCCUGGCCCCUUUGGCCUUCCCCAGGCCGUCCCUGGGUUCCUUCACCAGCUCGUGGGGCUGCCCCCCACUCCCCCCAGCGCGAGGUGGCCCAGCUAAGACGAGGGAGUGGGUCUGUGCUGGUCCUGCACGGCAUAGCUGGUGUGGACUGGACGGGUGCCCACCACAGGCUGGUGGGAGGGAGCAGCCGCCUUAAUCAGCAGGGUCCAGCCUCUUCCAGCUUCAGCAGCAAUGGAGCUGCCCAUUCAACAGCACCUGCGAAUAGUCCUCUUGGGAUCAAGGGAGCACCCUGAUGAGGGAUGGGGAAUCACCACUUUGGACCCUCAAAGUGACACCUGCAGCCUCCUGCACCUUUCUUACAAGAGGAUGGUGGUCACCUGGAUGCUGUCUUCUCCGUGUAAUGUGCCAGACAUGGCGGUGAAGAAACUAGAUGGCACGGUACACGAUGGGAUUAGGCUCGUGUCCCUUAAAGGAUGGGAAGUAGGUAGAGUUUUCCAUUCUUUCUCUAAACUUAGUUUUUGGGUUUCUUUCUAGGUCAGGCUUUCUGGUAGUCUGUACGGGAACUUUGACUGUGGCCUUCGCAGUGUUUUAUUUUGAAAAAGUAGAUUAUUUCCUCCUUAAAAAAAAGGAAGGGGGGAGCAUAUGGUAUCUCACACAUGGCUCUCCUAAAGACGCGUGUAUCUGCCUCUUAUGAGGUGCAUAACCAGUGAGGUGGGAGAGACUGGGAGUAGCUUGGGAGACUAUGGAGCACUUACACCUGUGUGGAGGCUACUGCCUGUGGCUGAAUUGGCUUGUUUCUGUGAAGCCAGAACAAGACCCACCUUGCCAGGGGCUUGGGUGUGCCAUGUGUGUGAGAGCACCUUCUCUCGGGCACCUCUGCAAAACUUUCUUUCUUUUCCCAGGAUUUCCUUCCCCUUUUCCCUCCCCCUGUGAGGGGGGGUUGUCUGACAGUAUCUGCUCAGGAAACUCAUGUCUUAAUUACGUUAAAUCCUUGAACACAUGGAGAACCAGACGGAAGCAGCGUGCGCUCGUUCUGGGUCUGCUGCCUCAUCUGUGUGCUGUGGUUCAGCGCUGCCUUUUCUGCCUGCUGCCGAAAAGGACACUGUUAACGGGGGCCAACUCCUGCCUUGAACGCUCUUCCCUGCGUCAGCAGCGCGAGUGUUUUGCCCGAUGAAAUCUGAAGGAGAGGACUUGGCCUCUCACACGGUCACUUUAGAGAUGCUUGGGGUGAGAGCAGAUUAUAAGGGGGAUUGCGACUCCGGAGUAUUCCCUCCUGCUGGUUUUUUUUUAAUGACAUUCUGUUUUUCAGGGUCUCUCAUUUUCCCCUCUCUGUGUAAAAUCAGGGGACCACUGUCAUACCUACCUCACUGGGGUGUUGUGAGGCUAAACUCAACUUGUCAUCAAGUGCUUUGAGAUCCACAGAUGGAUCUGUGGCAUCUAUAGGAAUUCAGAUUCUUUAUAAAAGUACUGAGCGGUGGGAGCAGACUGGUUUGUUUAACUCUGUUUAUAGCCAGCUAAUGAGUAAGAAUCGAGUCACAGGGAAUGAAGCUCUGAUCCAAAUCCUGCAGUCCUUACUACUGCAGAGCUUGCCAAGAGCUGAGCAUAAAUAAAGCUUGUAGAGUUUGCUAGCCAAGCACAGGCUGUUUUCCUCCAAAUGCCUCUCCUAUCCUGCAUUGUCUCCUUACACAUUUUCUCCCUCCUCUCUCCCAGCCUGAAUGCUUGUAGCUGGCUGGGAGUUGGUUUUCUUUAGAAUUCUAAGUGGUUUAUAAGACAACUCUGUGGUGAAGCGGACAAUGUUCCUUGCACUGGACAUCCUUCACUAAAGGCUGAACCAUUUGAUAGGGUGCUGUGUUGCUUAGCCAGGAGUGGUCUUGCCCCACUCCUCUUCCACGUUGGUGUUUUUCCUGUGACUCUCAAGUAUGCUGCUUGGAUACUUUAAAGGCUUUGGUUUUGGUUUUUUUUUUUUUGCUCUUGGAUUUGUUACAGCCUAAAUCCAAAGCCAUGCUGAGAUCUUCCCAAAACCAGAUGCUGUUCCAGAGCAGAUGGAAAUGGCUGUGGGUUUCCACGAAGGCUGGUUUUCUCUUUCAUGGCUAGAGAGUGAAAGAUUCAGAUUUAUUGCAGCUUUGAGGAGUGAUGGGGCAGAUAUUAGACCCUUAAUACCUUGCCACUCCUGUAAUUAGGCUCAGGCAAAGGUUGUCAGCACAUCUCUUAGCCUCUUGUUGCCAUGUGGCUGCAGCCAUCCUUGUAUAGGCUCUGUGGGGCUGCCCCAGGUCUCAGACUCCCUUCCCGCUCACGGGAGCAGAGCAGGCAGCACUCAGAGGCAUAAACAUUUUAUCACUCCUGUCCAUAGCGUUACCAGUCCCUGACCAAGCCCCAGUGGUCAGCUUGGGGGGCUGAGGGGGCUGCUUGCAACUACCAGUUUUCACCCUGGGGAGGGGAGACGUUGCCACCCACCCAUGCCUGUAGGCAGCAGGGUAGCUGGGGUGCAAUGCACCGUGCAUGGAAGGGUGGUGUGAUGCAGCUUGCUUGCAGAGCAAGGUCAGCUCCUGCUUCUGGGGUUGUCCUGGGUGCCUUCAAGAACAAUCCCCCCUGAAGGGGAAUAUUGGAGAGAAAGGCAGAUCUCAUUUCAGCCUCUGCCGGUUAUUUCUCUGACUUCUGCCUUUAAAAAUUUUCUUGCCAGCAAAUUCAGUCACUCCACCUCCAGCUCCCAUCUUCCCCUCCCUGUGUUUUUCCCAAAGUUCCCUAGUGAGGCAGAACAAGUAUCCACUGGGAUGGGAGGUGCUGGGGCUGCAGCUCAGAGCUUGGGGGCAGCUUGUGAUAAGGUGCAAUUUUGGGGGAGGUCUGAACAAAUCCCAGCCCUUACGGAGCCUCUUAACCUUCUCCUUUGGGACGGGGAUCUCCACGCAAAGCCUCGGGAAUCAGCUGUUGCCAAGCAUGCCAAAAGCUGCGGGGAAGCAGUUUCUGAAGCUUGCAUAACUAGCUUUUAAAAGUCUUGUUUGAGAUGUGCUCGUUUCCACCACUUGCUGCUGAAGAAACUGGAAAGAUCCAUACUGUGCUAAAUGUGGAAACCUAGUCAAGCCAAUUUCAUCUUGCUUACCAAAACUUGUAAAUCUGCCCUUUUCAAAGGUAAAACAAAAGAUUUGCAGUUUUUUGCAAAAAUGUUGUAUUCUGGUCCCAGACUCUGCUAUUCAGAUGUGCUCAGUUCUGCCCUGCCGUAUGAGCUGUUCACGAGAUGUGUGCGCAGAUGUCUGCUUUCUCAUUCAGCUUGUGUGUCUGUGUGCUUUUUCCCUUACAGGCGUGUGCAUUAUAAUGUCUAAAGCCUCAAGCAGGGCUUGGUGGUUCAAUGUUUAAACUGUGUUAAGAAGGAAGCGUUCUUGGGAUUGAGCUGUGGGGUUUUUUGUGUUGUUUUGUGUGUUUUGGGUUUUUGUUUUGGGGGGUUUUUGUUUGUUUGUUUUGUUUUUUAAUUAAAACCCAAAAAAACCCCCGAAUUUCUGUUCUCCUAAAAGAGAUGGCUUUGGGCCAUGAAGUCUGCUACAGGAAUAUGUGUCCUCCUGUGGUGAGGCUGCUGCCUCCGAUAGAUGAUGACCAAAAGUUGCCGUUUCCGACAGCUGCUCUGUGACCAGUGCGGAUUGCUUUGGGAUACUCCUGAGCCCGGGUCCCCGCAGCACCAGCGGUACAGCUGGUGUUAUCUGCCUCUCUGCAUCCCUCCAAGAGACUGCUUUUUUGGUUUUUUUUAUCCCUGUAACAUACUGAAGCCCUGGGGGCAGCAGGCAGCCAGCCCUGCCCCAUGUGUGCUCUGCCCAGAGAGGGAAUCCUUCCCUCUGGCUGCUUCCCGCACCUCUCACCAGCGCUAAGGAUGCUCGGGGGUAUCCCCUGCGUGCACAGGGGGAGAUGCUGUGGCUCGCUACCUGCACAGAUGUAACUGUGAAGGAAUCUUACACUCUUCUGUGCCUGUUUCUUUGAUUCAGCAUUAUCGUGUCUUGGGGAAGGGGGCGGGAGCGAACGCCCUUCCCUCACCCUCUUUUGAUCACUGUGUAAUACUCUUUUUCUACACAAACUGUGUAUAGUAAGAUGGAUUUUGCCAAGGUUUUCUAAUUAAUAGACACUAACCAGCAUUUAUUUCCUUUUUUUUUCCUUCUCUUUGCACAUGUGACUUUAACUGCAAUGGUACAUGGUCUUUCUGUUCUUUUCUAAUCGUGAACUUAAGUAAGCAAAUUCCUGGUGUCUGUGACAUUAAUGCACUGUGGGUCUAGCCUAGUAAAUUGUUCUGUUCCAAGCUGGGUUCUCUUAAGUUAUAGCUGGAUGGGGUUUUGUUGUUUUUAAACUGAAACAUAAAACCGUUUUACACUUUGCAUAUUUUGUACAGUAAAAUUCUGGAAAUAAACUGAAACCAGAUU